Messenger RNA from Cydia pomonella (codling moth), 1772 nucleotides. RefSeq lists its product as uncharacterized. NCBI's taxonomy places the organism in Eukaryota, Metazoa, Arthropoda, Insecta, Lepidoptera, Tortricidae. The transcript has 5 exons. Bases 297 to 1286 code for a protein of 329 amino acids. The record is from RefSeq and is a predicted model, not a curated record.
AUUUAUUGCGUAAUGAAAAUAAUAAUUUACAUUACUUUGAUUAUAAAUAUUAAAAUAGGAUCAAUUCAAUGAAAAAUAUCGCAUCAUGCGACAUAAAAAGAAAUCAGAAACUAAAUUUGUUUAAGUCGCAGAACGGCUGCUAAGUAUUUACUGUCAAAGUCGGAUUAAAUGUCAAUGGUCAAUAAUAUUAAUAUAGAGAUAAUACCUGGGAUAAACAGUAUUAAGAACAUAAUAUAAAUUUGUUGAAUUAAUGCGUGUGACGUGACGAUACAGAAGAAUUUGUGUUUUCAUUUAUUAUGGAGGAGCCGGUGGACGUGAUACGAGAAUGCUCCCGUGCUGCGUUAACAGUGAGCAGAAGAACCCAAAGAGACGAUGAAACCGAUAACCGUCGUCAUAUCGUCAGUGAAGACAUAACACCAACAGUUGUUGCUGACAUAGCGACAAGGCUAAAGAGCAAGACUGCUGUGAGUGCAGCAGACCUCAGAACCCUGAAGAACAGUCUCCUGGAUGACCAAAAGCAUAUUGAGGUGGUGCUGAAUAUACAGGGGGCUCUUCGGGGUCUGGUGAGGGAACUGACUGGUCACGAUGCUCAGCGCGCACUGCAUGCAGCCGGCUGCAUAUGCAACUUAUCCCUAGGAGAUGCCCGCGCAUGUACUGCAGUAGCACGAGCUGCAGGAACUUACCUGAUUGCUGCACUUCCCAGCUUGCAUAGUGAAAUGGCGGCGACUUGCGCUCGGGCCCUGGGUAACUGCGCCGGCGCGUGCGCGGGCGCGGCGGCCGUGCUCGCGGCGCAGGGCGCGGCGGCCGCGCUGCCGGCGCUCGUGACGUCACCCGACGGCCACGUGCGCGGCGCCGCGGCCACGGCGCUCGCGCAUCUUGCCUACCAGGCGGCCGAUCAUUUCAGGAAAGAACACGUGCUACCCAUCGUCCAGGCCCUCUCUCACACCCGCUUCACACAUUCAUCGCUUCAACUACUCUUCCUACUAUCGUGCCGCGACGAUUUCAACGAAACCAUCAACAAACAAUUACUACUCAACGUUCUAGAACACGCUACAACUUCGAUGGAAUCCAUAGAUUCAUUUCUAUACGCUGUGCGGACGUUAGCUAAUAUAACCCUUAAUGAUCAUAUUUAUAGUGUAAUUACAAGUCAUUUUUAUAUGAAAGUAGAUGUUUUAAAGCAAGCGUUAUCGAUGAGUGAUGAUGUUGUGAAGUCUAUGCUUUGGUUGUUGGGUAAUUUGUAUAAUUUUAACUGUGAUAAUGAAUUAUUUAUCGCGUUAUUAUGCUGAUAUCUAACCUCUUUUUUGUCAAAUGUAAAAAAUUUUUUUUUUUUUUAUAUCUUGUAACAAGCAUUUUUCCCUGUUGUUUAAUUUAAAGUUCCUCUUCAAUUUAAGUAUUGCAAAAAGUAAUCUAAAUUAAAAAGGUAAACGAGUUGUAAUGUUGUUGUUCAGUCGGCAGAUAUUUUAAUAAAACACAAACAAUAAAUCGCAAUAAAUAUAAUAUCAUAUCAAUUAUUAUUAAUAUUUCAAUAAUUAUAAUAGUAUUUAGGUUAAUAUGGAUAAGGCUACAAUCAUAUUGUUUAAAAGUUGCAGUCCUCACAAACGUACCGGAAUGUUUACAUUAAUGCCAUUAUUUGGACUAGUUUGUAUGGUUCAAGCUAAUUUACAAUAGUCAAGUAACAGAAUCCAUCAUCUUGUAGUAGACAUCAGUGCCAGAAGCCCUAAAGGGACAGGUUUCAAUCCAUUGCAUCAAAAAGGUAUGUUUAAUUUUCUUAU